Messenger RNA from Pipistrellus nathusii (Nathusius's pipistrelle), 549 nucleotides. Lineage: Eukaryota; Metazoa; Chordata; Mammalia; Chiroptera; Vespertilionidae. The record is from the annotation of a GenBank genome assembly.
AUGGCGGAGUUCCCGUCCAAAGUGAGCACGCGGACCAGCAGCCCCGCGCAGGGCGCCGGCGCCGCGGCCUCCGCGCUGCGCCCGGACCUGGGUUUCGUGCGCUCCGCCGUCGGGGCGCUCAUGCUGCUGCAGCUGGGACUGGGGCUGCUGGUGUGGGCCCUGAUCGCCGAUACCCCGUACCACCUGUACCCGGCCUACGGCUGGGUGAUGUUCGUCGCCGUCUUCCUCUGGCUGGUGACAAUCGUCAUCUUCGUCCUCUACCUGUUCCAGCUGCACGUGAAGCUGUACAUGGUGCCCUGGCCGCUGGUGCUGAUGGCGUUUAACACGGGCGCCACCGUGCUCUACAUCACCGCCUUCAUCGCCUGCGCCGCUUCCGUCAAGCAGACGUCCCUCAAGGGCACCGGGCCGUACAACCAGCGGGCGGCUGCCUCCUUCUUCUCGUGCUUAGUGAUGAUCGCCUAUGGAGUGAGCGCUUUCUUCAGCUUCCAGGCCUGGCGAGGAGUAGGCAGCAAUGCGGCCACCAGCCAGAUGGCUGGUGGCUACGCCUAA